Thlaspi arvense is the source of this 1581-nucleotide messenger RNA. The record is from the annotation of a GenBank genome assembly. Lineage: Eukaryota; Viridiplantae; Streptophyta; Magnoliopsida; Brassicales; Brassicaceae.
GAACCUUAUAUCCUUCCACAGGUUGCCUUGCGGGAUUCCUAUAGUUUUGUGUUUUGUUUCUACACAUGCACAUGCACAUGACACACACACACACACACACAAUAUAUAUAGAGAAAGAGAGAGAAUAGACAUUUAUUCAAGCUUUCUUCUUCUUCUUCUUCCUCAUUGGUUUUAGUUUUGAAGAUUUAGCAUCUCUUCUGGUCUUCAUCUUAAAAACCAUGGAAUCAAGUAGAGGUCUCACAACCAUUUGUGUUCUCAUCUGUCUCUUUCUCUCGGCCAGCUUCUUCACUCAUUCUGUUGUAGAUGCAAGAAAACAUGUGGGAUUUGAGAGAGACUCAAAGCAAAAGCCAAAGAAGCUGAUCAUCAACGCUGUAAAGCACACGUCAUUGUUAGAAAAAAUGAUGACACAGCUCAAUCUAGCUCAGCCUUUGGACUACUCAACAACAUCCUCCAACACUCAACCUUAUGGUGUUGGCACAACUCUCACUUUACCUCCCUACGUUUCACUUCCCCCACUUUCAGUUCCCGAAAAUGCCCCUCCUUUCUGCGUUAACCCCCCUAAUACCCCUCUAAACUCACCUCCUCCCGGUCCAAUCACCGUACCUAACCCUCCUGAAUCAUCCCCUAACCCGAACACUAACCCAAACCCAAACCCACCUGAUUCCACGUCUAACCCAAACUCGAAUCCGAACCCACCCGAAUCAUCCUCUAACCCAAACCCACCGGUUUCCUCAUCUAAUCCGAACCCACCGGUUAACGUCCCUAACCCACCCGAAUCAUCGUCUAACCCGAACCCACCCGAAUCAUCCUCCCACCCAAACCCACCCGAAUCAUCAUCUAACCCGAACCCACCCGUUACUGUUCCAUACCCGCCUCAAUCUUCCAAUCCAAACCCGCCAGAUACAGUUCUUAACCCUCCUGACCCCGGUUAUACAUCAGGCCCAUCAGGACCCACUUCAGGUCCACCUUACUAUGAGCCAAGCCCAUCGACCCCGACUAACACUCCUACACCGUCCGGUGAUAUUCCAUCCCCAACCGGUUCAAUUCCAAGCCCAUCAUCGGGGUUUUUACCUCCGAUUGUCUAUCCGCCACCUAUGGUGCCACCGCCACCUAGCGUGGCUCCGACCUCGGCUUACUGGUGUGUGGCUAAGCCCACCGUGCCUGACCCAAUUAUUCAAGAAGCCAUGAAUUUUGCUUGUGGAUCAGGAGCUGAUUGCCACUCAAUUCAGCCCAAUGGGCCUUGCUUUAAACCCAAUACAUUGUGGGCUCAUGCUUCAUUCGCCUUCAAUAGCUAUUGGCAGCGGACCAAAGGUGCUGGUGGCUCGUGCACGUUCGGCGGCACCGGCAUGCUUGUCACCGUCGACCCAAGUUUUAAUGGGUGCCAUUUUGAUUUCUUCUGAUAAAUGAAGACGAAGACGUCUCUCACUUUUUAUUUGUCAUCUUAUACCGGAUACGAAUAAUAUCAUAUAAUCUUUGAUAUAUAUAAUACCUUAGGUGGGUCUCUCACUUGUAAGUUGUAACCCAUUAAACACUUUACAAAUACUAAUCUCGUUGGGAAUGGCAUAAUUAUAAAUCUUCUGC